AUGUACGAGAGGGCACUCAUGAGAAGUACAUCUCAUCCCCCGUACUCUUCCCCAAGUGCCUCCACAGUAAUCAAGUGGAAUCCUCAGGGAGCCCCCAACCCGACCCAGGCCAGCACUGGCCUAGGCUACCUGCUGAGGGACCACAUGGAGGGGAAGAAUGGCACCAACUCCACCAGGGCCCUGAAACUUCCAGAUGGGACCAGCGCUGCCUGGUACAUUCUCACCAUCAUUGGCAUCUACGGAGUGAUUUUCCUCUUCCGAUUGGCCAGCAACAUCCUCAGAAAGAAUGAUAAAUCCUUGGAAGAUAUCUACUACUCAAAUUUGACCUCCGAACUCAAAAAGAAAAAUCUCCAAAGCAAGGUGGCCAAAUGCUCUGCACUGACCUUUAGCAACAGAGCUGUCCUGCAGUCCAACCAGGCCAGCCUGGAACCAAAAUGUAAAAACAGUGGGUGCCAAACUGAAAUCCAAGGGAUCCCUUGA
This is a messenger RNA of Leopardus geoffroyi (Geoffroy's cat), 480 nucleotides long. RefSeq names its product small integral membrane protein 34 (gene SMIM34). The coding region runs from base 1 to 480 and encodes 159 amino acids. The record is from RefSeq and is a predicted model, not a curated record. The transcript has 2 exons. NCBI's taxonomy places the organism in Eukaryota, Metazoa, Chordata, Mammalia, Carnivora, Felidae.